AUGAUCUCGAGCUCCCUUGUCCUUGGUGACGAGCGGGAAUCUUUACUCGAGCAGCUGAACAAUGCCCAGGCCAGGCACGAGCGGGCCAAAAGUCGGAUCAACCAGCUCAAGAUUGAUGUGGAUGACCUCAAGGAGAAGCAGAAACGCUGGGGUGACCAGCUGGAUGAGCACCGUAAAAGGAGAGAGGAUUUGGAUGCUGCUCGGGCUGAGAUUGAAAGGCUCACUGCUGCUAUGGCGCCGGGCGAGAACGAGCACAAGGCUGCCGAGGGCUUGACUACCCGAGCAGACUUGGUCAAGGUGAUUGCUCAGCUGUCCCAUGACUUUGUAGAGGGCACUGAGUAUGCCUUUGAGAAUGCCGUGCAGCAGAUUAAGUGCCUUAAUCCUGAUGUGGAUUUAGUGACCCAAGGUAUGCAUGUGAACGGGGAGGUCAAAGAUGGCCAGAUUGUUAUCCCUGCUGGCCUGGCCGUCUCGGAUGACGAGGAGGAAGAUGCUGAGGUGGCGCACGAGGAAGAUCAUGGAGACGAGGAGGGUGAUGGGCAUGAGCAGGAAGAUAGGUGCGAGGAGUAG
This is a messenger RNA of Trifolium pratense (red clover), 567 nucleotides long. RefSeq lists its product as uncharacterized. The transcript has a single exon. Lineage: Eukaryota; Viridiplantae; Streptophyta; Magnoliopsida; Fabales; Fabaceae. Bases 1 to 567 code for a protein of 188 amino acids. The record is from RefSeq and is a predicted model, not a curated record.